AUGACAUGGGCACGGUGCGAGGAGACCAACUCAGUGCCUGGAUUUGUUAAACUUCGACAAUCAAAUCCACCAGCCAGCCCCCACAAGCUAGUACCGAACGCCCUAAAGAUCCCAAAGAAGAAUCUGUUACCCCUCAGGCCGAACCAGUGGAAGAUCUUAAACUUUGACAUGCCUAGCAUCUCUCCUAGGCUUAUCUCUGACAAACUGGGUAUUGACCAUAACAAAUGCCCUAUUCGGCAGAAGUGUUGUGCUUAUGACCCCGAGAAAUAUGAAGCCAUGAAGAAUGAAGUCGAGAAGCUACAUAGCAUCGGCUUCAUUAAGGAAGUAGAUUAUCCCUCCUGGCUGGCGAAUGUGGUAAUGGUUCACAAGCCUAAGAAAGGUUGGCACAUGUGUGUAGACUAUACUAACCUCAACCAUGCUUGCCACAAGGAUAGCUUUCCUCUCCCCUGCGUCAACUAG
Messenger RNA from Prunus armeniaca (apricot), 459 nucleotides. NCBI's taxonomy places the organism in Eukaryota, Viridiplantae, Streptophyta, Magnoliopsida, Rosales, Rosaceae. The record is from the annotation of a GenBank genome assembly.